GCCGCUUGAACAGAUGGGAUCGGCGGGAGUACGCAAGCCAAAGCCUACAAAGCGCGAUACGGGAACUGUCGUAUGACUGCCUUUAAGUAAAUGAGAAUGUCAGCUGAGACUUGCUUUUGCCGGCACGUUGACCCUGUGUGGAUCCUCUUCGCCAUAACCCGAAUCAUAGUCGUUGUGGUAAUCCCGCAGCCAGGUUAUAUACACCCUGAUGAGUUCUUCCAAAACACCGAAAUCGUUGCAGGUGACCUGUUUGGGCUCAAAAUUCAUCGUACAUGGGAGUUCACCAGUCCGUCCCCUAUACGCAGUAUGAGCAUCAUCUGGAUGACCACACUUAUACCGCUGUCGAUUCUAAAGUGGAUAUGGUCAUGUGUAGCCCCAGCUGGCACACUGCCGUCACCUGGCCUGUUUCUGAUGGUCCCACGGAUAUUUGCUUGUGCUGUGUCAUUUAUCUGCGACUAUGCCGUUUACCAUCUGGCAGCACCGCCUGCGAAACGGAAAAGACGCAUCAAGGCUCUUGUGUUCUUUUCCAGCUCCUAUAUUACAAUUGUGUUCUACACAAGGACAUUCAGCAAUUCUAUUGAAUCGUGUCUGCUAGCGCUGCUGUUGCUCUGUGUCAAAAAUGUCAUGCACAACGACCAAUUGAAGCUUAAAGACGCCCGGGUAAAAGUAUCGCGAAAGUACUAUUUGAUAGCAUUUUUGCUGUGCAUUGGGACAUUCAACCGGCCCACUUUCAUUUGCUUUGCCCUGCCAGCCAUCAUCUUCUGGUUGUGCAGCGGAGUCGACCGCAAUGUUAAAACCAAGAAGCAUCGCACACGUGCCCAAAUAGCUCAGCGACUUGCAAAACGUGUGGCAAAGCUUGGCAUGUGUUUCUUACUGUGGGCUCAAUAUCCCAUCAUCUUAGAUACUUUCUACUUUCACCCCGAAACUUUCUCCCGCGACGGCCCCCUGCGUCUCAUUGUGACACCGCUAAACUUCAUUCUUUACAAUCUCGACACAGCCAAUUUAGAGUUGCAUGGUAGGCAUCCCAACUUCCUGCACCUCCUUGUCAACGUCCCCCUUCUGUUUAAUGUCCUUGCAAUCCCAGCUCUCUGGGCCUCCUGCAAGGUUCUAUACGACAGGUUGUCUGGUGCUUCAAGAGUAGAGUGCCCUGAAACCCUCACGGUCUCCAAGACAUUCGACACAGUUGCUGCCUGCACUCUGCUGCUGCCAUUAUGCGCCUUGUCACUUUUCAAGCACCAGGAACCACGCUUCCUAGUGCCGCUGUUGAUCCCAGUGGUUCUCAUGGCUCAGCGACACUCCUCAACAAAACUGAUGGAGACCUGGUGGGGUUUACUGAAUGGUGUCGGCAUUAUUUUCUUUGGCUAUAUGCACCAGGGUGGCUUGAUUCCAUGCAUGUUGGAUGUCCAUAGCCAUCUCGCACAGUACAAGCUGGACAACAUGAAUGCUACUGUCAUGUUCGCCCACACAUACAUGCCACCUCGCCAUCUGCUGACCGUGAAGGAAGACAGUGUUGCAGUGGACAUCGUCGACAUGAUGGGCACCAACUUGAAAGGGCAUGACCUGCUGCGUUAUUUCAUUGAAAAGCGGGCUCACUUGAACUAUCUCAUUGCCCCACGUUCAUUCGUAGACUCUGAGAUGGAAUCGUGGAAAGAUAACUUGUUCAUACUGUCUUCUACGAAUUUGCACUUCAACAGUGAACACCUCCCACAGUUUAGCUAUGCAGAUUAUCUUCAUGGAAGGGUGGCACUCUCAGAUUUUCGCAAGGCCUCCACACUGAAUGUGUACUUGUUGCAACUGCCCAAGAGGUGAUGGCAAUGUGCGUUUGACCAUGUGGUUGCUUGCGCUUCACUGCACAUUGCAGAGUAGUGGAUUUUGAGUCUGUAGUGUGCUUGUUUCGUCAUGUGGCUGUCGGCAAAGUGCACAUGCACGAAAGAAGUUGGAUAUUUGUGUGUGGGCACAAUAAUUGCGUGGAUAUAGAAACUGUGUUUUCUUCUUUUAUAUACAGGGCUAGCAUAAAUGAUUCAGUCGUUUUGAAAAGGCUAUAUUUUCAAAAGUACUAUACGUACACGCAUUAAAGAUGUAUGAAAAGAAUCACAAUCUCACCAAUUUUGUAUUGUGUAUUGUUUAUGUACCCCCACUACCGCAAUCCUUAGUCGAGCUCAAAGAACGCAUCAGUGCUGCAGUGCAGACAAUUGACAGGACUGUGCUACAAAAUGCAUGGAAUGAGCUCGAUUAUCGUCUGGACCUGUGUCGUGUCACCAAAGGGGCACAUAUUGAACAUUUGUAGAGGGUGUAUAAACUUGGCGAGUUUGUAGUUCUUUUCAUAUAUCUUUCAUGUGUGUGCGCGUAAUACGUUUGAAAAUAAAGCUUUUUCAAAAUGAAUUAUUAUGCUAGCCCGGUAUAUAUAAGGCUGGAGCACUGUCAUGUGCUCAGUAUAGCAUCAUUUUCACUGAUUAACUGUUAAUAUAUAGACACGGCAGCCAUCGUCCUGUCUGGUGGGGCUAUGCCCCCCUAUACGUUAUCAAUUGUAGUGUCACAGUCUCACAUUUCCAGAUCCCCCACUUCACUUUUAGACUCUAUCAGUUCUGUUUCGGUGUUAUACAUCCUGAGAAAGGCUGAUCUUGCCAAAGUGGAUGUCAUUGGCCUUUCAUGGACAGUCACAUUGCAUAACAUAAACCUGUUCCUGUAGUAUGCAUUAAUAUGGCUGCGUGAUGCAAAGCUUUGUCAAUGAAGCUCUCCAUGGACUCGUGUUUUUGGUUUGGCAAUUUUGAAUUUACAAACACUUUCCCUUUAUUGUGAGGGACCACAUUGGAUAACCUACUGCUGUGCCCCAAAGUAGAUUUCAGUGGUGUUUUGGUUUGUGUCAUUUAAAGACAGACUGGAACACCACAUUGAGUUUUACGUUUCAUGCACUUUAUGUUGAAGCAAACGAAGAAAAUAUAAAUGGGAAGGUACCAAGUGGAACACCUCUUACAAGUAACUCGGGAGCCAACCUUGUGCCUCUGCAUAUCCAACAGCCGAAAAUUGUGUAGGCCCCAAACUAAGCACACAAGCCAUAAUUUAUGCCAAUUUUGCAUGAAGCGGCAAAAGCAGAAAUGAGAGCACAUUCUAGUUAGCCCCAACUUAUAUGCAUUUAAUUUGUCGACACUCCUGAUUAGUGACUGGUAUCCCAUUGCGCCGACUAGCUUCAAGCUAAGCAUCCCAAAAAUGUGGUGUUGUAUUGCAGGAAAUGCCUCCAUUACUUUAUUUUUGUUUCAAGCAGUGCCAAUAUGUUUUGUUACGGGCCUUCACAUUCACAGUGCACCCACAUAGCUCUAGCCUAUUUACAUCAACACCGUCACCUUUGUCUUGCCUGAACAUACCAUGAUCAUAUAUUUUCUUGCCCUUUCUUUCUUUAUUUUCUCGCUCUCCUCCUCCUGGGGCUUUCUUUCUCCCUGAUCCCCUUCCCUAUGCAGAGUAGCACGUCCUACAUAUACGAAGGCAGAAUUCUAUGCACUUUAUUAAAACGCUUUCUCUCUCGCAGGGCUGAACUAAGAUGUUGAAAGAAAAUGCGCGUGUAAGGACAGCGUAAAGUACAUGAAGUUGCAAGGACACCAAAUAAGAAACAUUCCAUCUCUUGAACAAAAAAGUGAACCUGCAGUGUCUUGUCUCUAGGUUUCUUCCUGUCCUGACGAACCACCUAGCCGGUGAUUUUCGGGUUUCCCAUCGAAAGCUUUCAUUCCCAAUUUAUCGAGAAACCUGUAUGUGCUUCCUUUAUAGCUUUAUGCGACUCUCAGCUGGAUGACGGUCUUCUUUUUCAUGAACCGUCCUCCACAUGCGGGUUUCGGCAUAAAUGACUUAACAUGUUCAGUGUCCUCAGCUUGAGUUGUUGAGUGAUUCACAUUUGUUAUGCCAUCUGCUAUCCUUCUGGUUAGACCAGACACUAGAGCAACCGCACCUUAAAGAAAUUGUGUUUCUGCUGCUUUGCGAUGUAAUUAAAAAAAGUCAUCAGCAUUCGAAAUCCAAAGUAAAAAGUAAUUUUUUGGGUAAGAAUCGUUAGUAAAGGAAACACUGAAGGGGCUGAAAACAUAAGAAAGGACAUUGAACAUGAUUAGACGUAAAUUAACUACAGGUCAUGGUUUUUUUUUUUUCUUUCGCUCUUCAAGAUCUCUGCUUGCAGAGUGUUUAUGUACAAGUGUGAUUUUAGGCUGCAAAUCGUGUAGGGACAUGAGCCAUUUGAACUUUGUCCUUUGAAGCUUAAGGAGCAUAAGUGUGAUCUUUUUUGUGUUUGCAUUGCGUUGUACAUGCAUGUUCUUGUUAUGACCCAAAUUGUUCUUGUGACACGUGUAUGCAUUGCAGCUCCUGCUGCUUUUUUUGUCACAUUUCACUGAUCUCACUUUUUCAUGUGUGUGUUCACAGCAGUGAGAGCGCCAUCCUAUCAUUUCUCACAGUUCGCACUGCCUUCAGUUUGUGAAUGGAGAGUUUCACAUUAUAGUUUGUCAGCUUGCACACGCACAACCAAUAUUUAUAGUUAAAUAUAUUUACUCAAAUUUGACCGAGUUCUGUGUAUUCACAAAGUUAUGCAAGGCUGCCGUGCGCUUUUGGAAGCUGCAUGUGCAACGUAUACGCACAGCUAACCCUGUAAUGCGCAAUGUGUCAUAAGUGCUACGCUUGAGUUUGAUGCCUCAAAAUGCUGAUUCAGGCGUCGGAAACUUGACGUAGAGUCCAUAGUUGCUUUCUCGAUAUGCUGGAGUAAAUUUUCAGCUGAAGUUUUAGUUCAACACA
This is a messenger RNA of Dermacentor silvarum, 4764 nucleotides long. RefSeq names its product GPI mannosyltransferase 4-like (gene PIG-Z). The transcript has 2 exons. Lineage: Eukaryota; Metazoa; Arthropoda; Arachnida; Ixodida; Ixodidae. The record is from RefSeq and is a predicted model, not a curated record. Gene Ontology annotation, molecular function: alpha-1,2-mannosyltransferase activity. Bases 91 to 1809 code for a protein of 572 amino acids. Gene Ontology annotation, cellular component: endoplasmic reticulum membrane. Gene Ontology annotation, biological process: GPI anchor biosynthetic process.